Lycium barbarum (goji berry) is the source of this 948-nucleotide messenger RNA. RefSeq lists its product as uncharacterized. The transcript is spliced from 4 exons. NCBI's taxonomy places the organism in Eukaryota, Viridiplantae, Streptophyta, Magnoliopsida, Solanales, Solanaceae. Bases 228 to 602 code for a protein of 124 amino acids. The record is from RefSeq and is a predicted model, not a curated record.
UUCUUAGCAAUUAAAGUGUGUACUAACCGAACCUACUUCUUAUUUCUCUUUCCGUUCUUUGUAUUUUUGGCCCAAAACCAUUCUUCCAGUUCCAGAGCCGAAAAGCAAAGAUAAAAAUUAGUAGAACUCCAAAAGAUAGUAUAUCCACCAGGUCGACCAAGAGAGAAAACGGUAUCUGAGUUAGCUAUAUACACGGAAGAAAAGUUGGAUCUGCAGGGCUUCUGAUAAUGGCUUUGAGACGUAUGCUUGGGUAUUCGGAUGGAGAGUUAAUGAGAUCAGAUGCAAAACCCUGCUCAAGGCUAACGAGACAAACAGCUGGGAUUUUUUCUGUUGGAGGAGCAUUAGGAUUUUGGAUUCUUUGCCGAUUGCACUAUGGAAUUCAAUAUGAAGUUUUUCCCAUGAAGAAAAUAACGAGAAGAGAAAUGCAACAACAACAACAAACCCAGUGUGAUCCCACAGGUCCUAGAAUCACAGUUCCUAGAAGUCUUAGAUGGGCAACUUGUGGGGCUGUUACUGUGAGCUCAAGCACUGCUUUGCUAGUUCGUCUAUUUAGUCCUGAAUGUGAACCACAAAACAUAGCUGCCUACGACAAGAAUGGAUGAUGUUGCUUUUCUUCAGAGAUCAGUAUGUAAAACUGAAGCAUGAUGUCCUAUUUAAUUCAUGUCUCAACUUUUUAAGCAUUCUCCUUCCACAGGCAUCGCACAUAUGGCUGCCCGUGGUAACCAGGGGAGAACGACCCGUGCUUAAAUGCUAAACUAUUUUCUCACUGAGGGCCUAUUUUAUUUGUUGCUAACUGUUAUAUCGAUUUCUAUUGAGUAAAAAUGCUGCAAGCACUUGUGAAGUGAUGCUUAAUCUGUCUCAUGUUUUCUCCUCCCAACAGCCAAUUCUGUGUCAUAUACUACAAAGAGGAAAAACCUAUUUGUGUGAAUGAAUUAUCAUUUGUCUUAA